AUGAGAAGACCGACAAGUGUUGCCAUGGUGACCGUAAAGCUGGGACUUGAAACAACGGAGAGGAUCCGGAAUAUGGUGAGGGUGAGCGGCGUGCUGCCCUAUGUUUCGCUUCUUCUUUUGGUGGGCUUUGACUCUGCCCUCGCUUACUCUACGGACAACCACGGCUAUGAUACUUCAGGUGGGGACAAGGUGUGGCAGUCAAGUCUUCCCACGGUGCUGACGGAGUGGCAUCUUUCUCCCCUUCCAAUUGCCUCGCCCAAAGAAUCUUAUAAAGCUGGAUAUGCCCUUCACGGUGGAGUGGACACCACUGAAAACUGGGUUUCAACAAGCAGACUUGCCACGCCUAGUCCAUGGAGAGAAGGAGAGACGGGUUUGACGCCCCACUAUGCCCGCGAGAAAAGGAAAACCUGGCAACCUUUUGAUCCCCGAACUGUCCAAUCCGGGGAAUCUGGGAGCGUCAGCUCACAUCAGGAGUUAAUAGAAGAUGGCCUGCAGAACCUGCUCUCACUGUACCCUAGCAGCUGGGGUAGCAAAAAGGAGAGGCGAGUCGGACGAGGCAGAGUCUCACACGGGCGACACAAGCUGCGUCACGGCAAGAGGCGCCGCCACCAUCCUCGUACUUUGCUGCUGCUUGAGGCAGGACUCAGUAUGAGAGGGGGUGAAAACCUUGAAACGACGCUUUCUUCACAUGCCAGUCCUACCCUCUUGUCUGAGACAGAUCCUGAAAGGAAAUUCUCCACCCCAAAUUCCCAAUCUUUGUCCCCAACACAACAGGGAAGGGAACGCAACUCAUAUUCCUUAAUAGGAAUAAACACCCUCACACCGACCAGUGUGCCACUUCUCAACCUGCCUCUUACAUUCACCUCACGCUCCGAUGACCCUCCAGAAAUACAGCUGAACUCAUCGGUGGUACUCCACAGUGGAACCACGGUACAACCGUCAGAGUGGUCCAGCACUAGUGGGUUCAUAGGAGCACCGCCCACCACCUCCCAGCGUCCUAAUGUCCCUCAGGAUGACUUUGUCCAAUAUAACCACGCAUCUAUACGUGCCCACCCUACAGAAGGAUUACUGUCGAAGCAGAUCAAGGGAGCAGGCAAGAUGUCGUCUCAAAGUAAGAUUGUAAGUCCUGAAGCUCCCAGACUUGUGACAGUGCUUGGCAGCCUGGAGAGGUCUACCGAACCCCUCCCUACCACCUACCAAGAGUCCCCUAUGGAAGACACCGACCAUACCACCACACAAAGCCCUGAGAAUUCCAGACAUGAUCUCCGGGAAUUCAACAAGCGUCAGACAAUAAAACUUGGCAGUGGGGCGCUCCAUACAUCACCGAUGAGCCCCAAGGCAACACCGACCAACGCAGGGAUCGUUCACACCCACCACAGACACACACACAGCACAACUUCGAGACCCACUGUGCUCUCCACUAACUUGGUUAUGAAGGACAACAGUGGGAGAAAGAGGCCCCAGAGAGUGACCUCUAUACGACCACGCCAUAACGAACUUGAAAAGACUCUGGUUGCUAAUUUACAUGAAGCACAGCAGCGGAAAAGAGAACCCAAACCAAGGGCAGAGAGACUCUCCUUAAUAGAACACUCACCUUCCAUCAGUCUAUUUUCACAUUUUUCAACAACCAAACCUGAUAGCUUACAGCACGGUCCUGUUCCCAAGCCAACAGUUCAUGAAGAACCACGGACGGAAGGAGACGGUUGCUACAGCACCAAUGAUGUUGUGGUGGUCGUGUUUCUUACCUCGCUAGUAAACAUGGUGGCUUUCGUGGUGGUGACGGUGACACUAUGCUGGUGCUCCCUCAGGGGUAGUAGAGUAGCACCUCCUUCACGAUCCUCACAUCCUGAUGACGCAAGUCAGGACAAUGCAGACGACGACGCUGAGGAGACUGCGUAA
This is a messenger RNA of Portunus trituberculatus (swimming crab), 1899 nucleotides long. RefSeq lists its product as uncharacterized. NCBI's taxonomy places the organism in Eukaryota, Metazoa, Arthropoda, Malacostraca, Decapoda, Portunidae. The record is from RefSeq and is a predicted model, not a curated record. The transcript has 3 exons. The coding region runs from base 1 to 1899 and encodes 632 amino acids.